AUGGGGUCGCGGUGCCCGCGCAGCGUGGCGACGCAGGCCAGCGACUGCAGGCUCCACACCUUGAUGCUGCAGUCCGUGGCCCCCGAGAAGAGCAGGUCGUGCGAGGCGCACAGCGCCAUCACCGUGCCGGAGUGCCCCGUCAGCAGGUGGCGCUCCAGUGACGCGCUGCUGGGUGGCGGCUGCGUGGACGCGUCCUGGUCUGCGUGCGACGAAACCCCCGCCUCGGGGACCACGCCCGCUGAGAUGUGGCCGGGGCCGGCCUCGUCCGCAUCCUGA
Messenger RNA from Auxenochlorella protothecoides, 276 nucleotides. RefSeq lists its product as hypothetical. Bases 1 to 276 code for a protein of 91 amino acids. Lineage: Eukaryota; Viridiplantae; Chlorophyta; Trebouxiophyceae; Chlorellales; Chlorellaceae. The transcript has a single exon. The record is from RefSeq and is a predicted model, not a curated record.